Messenger RNA from Amyelois transitella, 569 nucleotides. RefSeq names its product cuticle protein 3. The coding region runs from base 15 to 569 and encodes 184 amino acids. NCBI's taxonomy places the organism in Eukaryota, Metazoa, Arthropoda, Insecta, Lepidoptera, Pyralidae. Gene Ontology annotation, cellular component: chitin-based extracellular matrix. The record is from RefSeq and is a predicted model, not a curated record. Gene Ontology annotation, molecular function: structural constituent of chitin-based larval cuticle. The transcript is spliced from 4 exons.
GGACCGAUAGCAUCAUGGAAUUGAUCAUCCUCUCAGCCUUCAUCGUGGCAUGUUCCGCGGGAGCCCUCCCCAACUACCUCCCUCCUCAGUUCAGAACCGCCCCGACCUACUACCAGGAAUCCGCCCGGCCAAGAGCAGCUUUUGAACGAAACGCCGCCAUCUUGAGAUCAGUCAACGACGGGAACGAGUAUGGAUACCGAUUCGCUUACGAGACUGAAAAUGGUAUCCAAGCCGAGGAAUCCGGUCAAGAAGCCAACGGUAUCCAAGCUCAAGGCAGUUACUCAUACACCGGAGACGAUGGCCAGGUCUACAGCGUGAGGUACACAGCUGGCGCCAACGGCUUCCAGGCCGAAGGAGGCCAUCUGCCUACCCCCCCACCACUACCUGAAGCGAUAGCCAAGGCUUUACAGGAGAAUGCCCGUGAUGAAGCUAAUGGCGUCUUUGAUGAUGGAAGCUACCACGACGGUAAAUACGAGAACUCGGGCUCCGGAGUGGUACUUGCGCGUGCGCAGUACCAACCUUCCAGACAGUACCUCGCUCCAGGGUUCAGACAAGGAUACCGCUAUUGA